This is a messenger RNA of Nematostella vectensis (starlet sea anemone), 4568 nucleotides long. RefSeq lists its product as uncharacterized. The coding region runs from base 167 to 3349 and encodes 1060 amino acids. NCBI's taxonomy places the organism in Eukaryota, Metazoa, Cnidaria, Anthozoa, Actiniaria, Edwardsiidae. The transcript has 12 exons. The record is from RefSeq and is a predicted model, not a curated record.
AUGGUAAUUCACAACAAAUAACUCUUCGGCAAUGAUUACAGAGUUAUAAAGUCGUCACUUCAGACUAUUUUGACAUGGGCUUUAUCAGAAACGUGAUACAUCCGCGCCAUAGUAAUCUAAAGUCACUUCGAGCGCUAAACCCCUUGUGACCUUAGUUUGAUGUGGUAUGGAGUUAUGGCAACAGAUUGCGGAUUUCACACUGGAGAAUGCUAGCCAAACGCUGCCGGAUCAGUGGAAUUUUAGAUACUUGGAGAUAACUGGAAGGCACUUGGGGCCACCUAGAAGUAUUAACGAUGUUUGUGAACGGAUUCCUAAGCUUCAAAUCGAAACGAGGGCCCGUUAUGUCAAGCCUAAGGAACAGUCGCGUGUUGCUACACUCUUUAAAUACACUUCGCCAAGGCGACCGAAAUCACCACCGCGAUCUAUCAAAGAGAAAAUAGUCACAGUCAAAGUCGUGGUCGCUAAAAAGGAUGAUAAAACUCCUAAACGGAAUUGUAUUUGUUCAUGCCAAGAUAAUGCUUCAUUUAAAAGCUCGAGAAAACAGUUAGCUGCUGAGACUUCUGAAGAUGAUGAGGAUGAUAUAGAAAUCUCGUACGAAGAGUUGUUGGGGGUCAUUGAGAGUUAUGAUAGAGGUGUACAGAAGGAGGCUACAUCGGCAAUAACUCGGCUUGUGCGAAGAUUUUCGGGUGGCAAGAUUCUUACUGAAAGCGAUGCGGUCAAGACCUUGAAGAUGUUGGAUACAGAUAACUCGGCCGUUCAGGGUGGCAUACUGAUACUGCUGACCAAAUUAAGCGAAGGCGCCAUAAACGCCAAGAGUUUACUGGAACAUUCCAUCAUGGACGACUUAAUCUACCUGAUGCUGCUAGGAGCUACUGCGCAUGUGCAGAUCGAGGCGGCGAGGUGUAUCGCCCAGCUGACGAAGCGCGAGGAGCAUGCGCAGUUGUGGAUGGAAACCAUGGUCAUUUCUGGAACCGAGGCUUUAUUCGGCGUUCUGACCGCGCAGGAGCCUGUGCCUGACGAGCUACGUGACGUUGCCUUGACGGCUGUCAAUCAUUUAGCUUCACAUGCACAAAUGGCACAGCUGUUGAUCGAGUUCGGACUUGACGGCGUGGUUCAAUCAUUAGCACAUAAGCGCCACGCGAUUGAGGUAUUAAACAGUAUAAUAUCACACGACGUCACUUCCUGUGAGAGAUUUGUCGCCAAGCACGAGGCCGAGGUGUUGCCAAGGAUACUGAAUGUUCUCCAAUACAACACUUGCUCCCAGCAACAAGAGGCAGUCCGUUUUCUUGCGACUCUGACCCUUUUUAAGCCCGGUAUUCAGCCAGUCAUUACCCAUCAUGCUCUAGGCCAUCUGCUGUGGGCGAUGACGUGCUCACACUGUAGGUUCGUCAGGGACCAUGCUAGUAGAGCCAUGAAAAACAUAAUCAACAACCCAGACAAAACCGCUGUCCUAGAGGCUCUUACCGACCUCUCAACGUCACAUGAUUCCAUCAAUACGCAUGCUUCAAUUACUGCUGGUAUCACCGUGGAGACAACUCGACUAUUAAACAAAUUCCUAAAUAACCCUAAAGCUUCAAAGCUGGAGAAAGCCGUUGCAGAGAUGGUUUCAGUGUUAUCGUUAGCUUUUCAGACGGACUCGCUAUCGAUAUGUGGCAAUGAAAGGACGUUGUGCAUUAGUGAACCUGUCAAUAAAGCCGUUAAAGGGUUUACAAAAGGCAGGAUAGCAAAGCCAAAUAACCCGGAUGCAAGGUAUCUUAGCAGCUUAAGAGUACUAACCAAUACUGUCGUUGCCAUGGUGAGUCUUAUCAGGCUGACGGACAGAGAUGAGAAUGGUAAUGAGAAGACGUGUACUCAGGCCAGCGGCGCAAAUCCCAGUCUUGCCGCUUUGUUGAUCCAAUAUGGCGGUAUUCGACUUUUUACUCAACUCCAGUUCCUGAGUAGCAAACUACAGCAUAUCAACCCACCAUCUUUCCACGCGAUUGACCCAACAACUCUACCACCGAAGGACCUUGUUUCUACUAUGAAAAACGCGCGGACAGAACUUAUAUUUGCCUCAACAAAACCUAAACAAGAAACCAGAAAACAGUAUCCCAGCUUUGGCUUCCAUUCUACUGAACUAAAUUUCGUUCGAGAAACAAUCAACUUUUUAUUGUACUUAGUCAAAGCGACAGCUUCAAGUUUUGACCCGUCUGUUGAGGAUUUGAACGUAUUUGAGUCAAAACCAGUAAGAACGAGUCAUAGCAAAGGAAAGCAUUUAUCAUUCAAGGCGUCAGCGAGCAUGGUGAGGAAUGCCGUGCGGUUUACUCGAAUAGCGCAAGCGCAUCAAGAAGAUAGUGGAAAAGAGAAGAAAAAGAGUGGCAAAGGGCGCAAAAGCAGAUCAAGGCCCCUUAGUAGCCGAGCCUCCGUCGGUAGCCGAGACACAGCUAUGCCGGUUCGCAGCGCACCCAGUCCAUCUCCGACUACUACAACCGUUGCACCUCCCGCCCUGACUGGAAGACUGGGUUCUACUUCUCAGGACGAGACGGCUCACUAUAUCAAACAGAGCCUGUUGGAUGCUAAAGUGAUUUCGCACCUGGCGCCAUGGGUUACCUGUGGAAUCUAUGAUAUACAGACCAGCGUUAUUAAAGUGAUAAGAUACCUUAUGCACGUACAAAAGAAAUCAAAGCAAGCCAGUGGCCAUCAAGCACAACCGAGAGAGGCCUGGGGACAAGAUCCUCCUGCCCAGACGCGCGCUAACAUAGAGAGCCAGCGGCCGACUAGCAGCGUGCCUGGCAACUCCAAGACAAAGUCUGUGCAUCUUGGUCACGUGAGUGCUCGUCACGUGGUACAAUAUUGUGGGGCGUACCUCUUAGAUUUGCUAGGGCCGCCGGCCGCGCCGGGAUUGGGGCGAGCGUCAUUAAUGGUUAUCCGCGAAGCUGUUAUAAAUGGAGAGGAUGACAGCAGACUCAAAUUAGUCAAGCUCGGCUGUUUUAACCGCAUCAUCGACUACAUCCGGGGUAACGAACAGGAAGCUGAGUACCAAGCCCUAGGACUUGUGGUCGUGCGUAGCCUGGUGUCUAGUGACCAGUCUCUCAAGCAGUUAUUCUUCGCUCACGGUGGCAUGAGUCUUGUCAUGGCGCUCAAUGAUUACAAGGAGGGACUGGUUAAGGAGGAGGCUGGGUACACUCUCACCUCAUUUGCCAAAGCAGUUACUUCCCCGUCGUAUAUGCGGUCCAAACGCGCCGCUGGCCGGUCCAAAAAACGCUCGCGGACUCAUACAGACGAGGACGUGUGGGACCAUGUAGUGGAGAAGUGGAAAGGACAGGACAAGGUGGUCAAAGUGCUGAAGAAAUUUAACGUCAGAUACUAAUAAAUAGUAUAUGAACAGAUGCAGAUAUCUUUGAAAGAAAUCCUGGAGUCUCCCUGUGUGCACAGGUCUCCCAGUUAAGUAAACGAUAAAUACAGUUCAGAACAUAACAAACAUAAAGGGAUUUGGAUAUCUUCAAAAUAUAGAAUAUAUCAUCUUUAAAAAGAUCGACUUGUUAUUUGGACUAUCAGUCGUUUGCCGUUUGUUUUUUUUUUUUGUUUUUUUUUUUUUUUGUACAUAUGGAAGAAUUUGGGGGAAAAUAGCAAAUGAAGCUUUAACAAAUUAUUAUUAUAAUUGUUGUUAAUAAUAGGUUAUACAUUUGAAAGAUUUCGGGGAAAAAGAGCAAAUAAAGCUUUAACAAAUUAUUAUUAUUAUAAUGUAUAUUAUACAGGGGAGGGUGGGCUUAAAAAAGGGAACAAAUUUAGAAGGGAUGGGAGCCUUAAAACAACGUUUUCAGCAUAAACAAGAAAAUAUUUGAAAAAUCUCGUUCCCCUCAGGACCCUCACCGAGAAACUACGCCAGGGGGACUUGUGUUAGAGAUCACGUGAUCUCCAGGUGGCAAAUCCAAGCCAAAAGAAACCCUGCGUCCGCCUAUAAAAGAAAAAAAAGUAAUAAAAAAAUCUGGCUUUAUUCUUAAGCGCUAAAUAAGUUGAUUUUUAGUUGCUGUAAUUUUGCCACUAAAAGCCUGUGGGCGAAAGUGUUUGUCAACCAAAAAGUCGUGUGAUCUCACAUGGGCCAAAACCUCCUAUAUUCCGGUACGAAGAGUUUUAGUAUCAAGGUCGACUGUAUGCUGCUACGGGUUUCCUUGCAUUCCAUGAUAAAAAAAAGGAACUCUUUAACAACGAAUGCUUAAAAAGACCUUGACUAUUUUUAGUAUGACAAAGGAAGUUAGACAUGUACAGGAAGCCGGUUUAUUAAUCAAGAGUCGUCAAGGGCUUUUAUUUUAAAAGAAUGCAGAGUCAAUCCGACAGAAAUCCUCAGGACAUGGCAUAACAAGAGGAUUAAGAUAAUAGCCGGUCAUGUUAUAAUAAUGAAUUUAAAGAAGGCGAAUGUCACGCUGUCAUUUUAUACUCCCGCUCAAUGCCGAUUCACGCAAAACAUUCAUUUCCAUCCUUUAAUUCAUUCAAGCGAUUAACCAAGUCAAUAACGUACCAGACUUAACUCUUAGAUUGUUAGUUUGAAGCUUCCUUUCGAAUAAACGUUGUAUUUUAAUAACAAACAA